Molecule: messenger RNA, 825 nt
Organism: Equus quagga
Lineage: Eukaryota; Metazoa; Chordata; Mammalia; Perissodactyla; Equidae
Gene: GLRX2
Product: glutaredoxin 2
Exons: 4
Coding region: 308-682 (124 amino acids)
Source: RefSeq, a predicted model, not a curated record
GGAGUUCUGAAUGUGAAAUCCAAUAUUCCCACGAUUUCUAUGCGUUCUCCAUCCAUGGCCUCAUUGGAAGAUGACACAUUUAGGCUCUUCCUUCAGCAACACCGGGACCCGUCCCACAGGAAGCUGUGACGACGCUGCCAGCCUUUGGGAAACACCCCAGGCUCUCUGAUUGUCGCGGACAAUCAUUGUUUUUCUUCCCGUUUCGCGAGCACGUGGGUCACAGUCUCCACGCGCUGAGCCUUGAUGAGGGUCUCCAGCCUGAAAUGAAACAGGUGCGGGGCAGGGACGAGCCCUGGAGACCAGCAGGAUGGGGAACAGCACAUCAUCAUCUUUGGGGAAUUCAGCAACAGCUCCUGUGAAUCAGAUCCAAGAAACGAUUUCUGACAAUUGUGUGGUGAUUUUCUCAAAAACCUCUUGUUCUUACUGUACAAUGGCAAAAAAACUUUUCCAUGACAUAAAUGUUAAUUACAAAGUGGUGGAGUUGGACAUGCUUGAAUACGGAAGCCAGUUUCAAGACGCUCUUUACAAGAUGACUGGUGACAGAACCGUGCCAAGAAUAUUUGUCAAUGGAACUUUUAUCGGCGGUGCAACGGACACUCAUAGGCUCCACAAAGAAGGGAAAUUACUUCCACUAGUGCAGCAGUGUUACUUAAAAAAAAGUGAGAGAGAAGACUUUUCGUGAUGUCGGUGCUCCUCACUUUGCCAGUGAAAUGUCAGUUAUUUAAAGUGAUAAUGCCUUUUCAAUGUUGGAGGAUGUUUGAAGUAUGUGAAUUGUGUCCCCAAAAAGUUGUGAAAAUAAUGAACAAUAAAUCGCUGUGGAAUCGU